Molecule: messenger RNA, 2261 nt
Organism: Eremomyces bilateralis CBS 781.70
Lineage: Eukaryota; Fungi; Ascomycota; Dothideomycetes; Eremomycetales; Eremomycetaceae
Product: putative Myb-like transcription factor
Exons: 2
Coding region: 241-1791 (516 amino acids)
Biological process (GO): regulation of transcription by RNA polymerase II; chromatin remodeling
Cellular component (GO): nucleus; SAGA-type complex
Molecular function (GO): transcription coactivator activity; chromatin binding; protein binding
Source: RefSeq, a predicted model, not a curated record
GGUUGCGCUUCGAGCCUUAACACCGGGCUCACUUCGAUACCCCAUUCAUGCGCAAUCACUCGAUGAAGCCUCUCCUGCUCAUCCAAGCAGUUCCCAAACCCUUAACCCUCUUGCGACCAUGAAUUAGCUCUCCAACAUCUCCGUACACCUGCGAAGCCCAUCUCCCCGCUUCGCAUCAAGUGAAUCUCGACUCCGAUCCGACUCUACUCCAACCUCCAUAUCCCCGUUGAAGCUACCAGGAUGGGUGUGAUCAAGAAGAAGACUGCAGUUCGCGGGACUGAAGGCGGUGUGAAGUACGUCUGCGAUGUUUGCUCCUCCGACAUCACCUCAACAGUCCGAAUACAAUGCGCUGUGUGUCACGAUUACGAUUUAUGCGUUCCAUGCUUCUCCCAGGGAAAAUCCACCCGCGACCAUGACCCUUCCACACACUCAUAUCGUGUCAUCGAGCAGCACUCGAUACCCAUUUUCACCGAUGAUUGGGGGGCAGAUGAAGAGAUGUUGCUCCUGGAAGGCGCGGAAACGUAUGGCUUAGGGUCAUGGGCCGAUAUCGCCGACCAUAUCGGUGGAUAUCGAUUCAAAGAUGAAGUUCGAGACCACUACAUUAGCACCUACAUCGAUUCCCCGAAUUUCCCACUCCCGUUGCAUGCAAGUCCCGAGGAUAACGAGCUCACGAAUGGGAUUCCACGGGAAGAGUUUCAGGCACGCAAGAAACGGCGCAUCGAGGAACGGAAAGAAGCGGCCAAGAACGCCCCACCUGCAACGCCGAAACAGAAACCAACCGCCAGUGUCCCGGCCUGCCAUGAAGUUCAAGGGUAUAUGCCCGGACGACUCGAGUUCGAAACCGAAUAUUUCAACGAAGCCGAAGAAGCCGUCCAACAUAUGCAGUUCGACCCCGGUGACGGGAUCAAUCCUCGCACGGGGGAGCUGGAGCCGGAAAUGGAACUCAAGAUGACCAUUAUGGACAUCUACAACUCCCGACUGACGGCGCGUAUCGAGCGCAAAAAGAUCAUCUUCGAGCACCGCCUCCUCGAAUACCGCAAAAACGCCGCCCUCGACAAGAAGCGCACCAAGGAAGAAAAAGACCUCCUCGCCAAAGCCAAGCCCUUCGCCCGCAUCAUGACCCACGACGACUUCGACGAGUUCAGCAAGGGCCUCGAAUACGAACACAACCUCCGCAUCGCCAUCCAGCAGCUCCAGGAAUGGCGCCGCAUGCAAAUCGCCACCCUCAAGUCCGGCGAGAAAUACGAGCUCGAAAAACAGCACCGCGCCUCUCGCGGCCCCGCCCCCUCCGCCUUCGAUCGCAUGGGCGUUUCCCGCAUCAAGUCCGCCGUCCCCCCCGAAACCGCCUCCGGCGCCGUGGCCCUCAUCGCCCCCGAGCUGCCCAUCCGUCUACAGAAGAACCUCGCCUCCACCACCGACGCCUCUGCCCCGAAACCCGUCAACGGCACCCACGCCCUCCCCAAUGGCACGACCCCCCCCUUCCCCCCGCCGGCAUUCAAGCGCGAUAAAUUCUCCGUCCCCCCGCUCCCCAAUCAAUCCCCGCUGCGGUUCAACAACGAGGCCGUCCCCGACCUACAUCUCCUGACGCCGGAGGAGCGUGAGGUGUGCAGCGUGCUGCGGAUCCAGCCCAAACCGUACGUGGUGAUCAAGGAGUCGGCGAUGCGGGAGUCAGCGAAGAGCGGAGGAGGCUUAAAGCGGAAGGCGUUACGGGAUAUCUGCCGUCUGGACGUGAAUAAGAGUAAUCGGCUGUUUGACUUCUUCGUGCAUAGUGGGUGGGUCGCGAAGGGGUGACCGGGGGAGUUGGAUUGGGGUGAGCAUUCGGGAGUUCUGAUUGGGAUGGCGUUCUUGAGCGGGCGAUGAGCUUGCUGGGUUGAUGGAUUGGCGGGUUCGUUGGACUUUGCGCUUUUGGUACCCCCUGGCGACAUUGGGAUGAUCUGUAGAAAUGGUUCAGACGAGAAUACCUUAGGUAGGAAGCCGGUGGCAGUGCCAUCCGGGUAGGGUACAUCAAGAAUUUAUUAACAAGUCACAUUCAGAUCCCAUCGUUUUUCGAUGGCUUUGCAGAUCGUACAGUGAAUUUGCGCUAUCAUUCGUUCUCGGACGAGGAUCUGCUCUGGACUACACAUCGAAAACGCCUAAAACACCAGUGCUACGCUAAUCAAUACACAUCGUGGCCAUAUGGACCGUCGACUCUAAAACUCGGGACAUCCGCGUAGCUUGGCUCUCAAUCGUCAAUGAGGCCCAGGAUCUCCACAUCCUCCACU